Ruditapes philippinarum (Manila clam) is the source of this 3237-nucleotide messenger RNA. RefSeq names its product hemocyte protein-glutamine gamma-glutamyltransferase-like. Gene Ontology annotation, molecular function: protein-glutamine gamma-glutamyltransferase activity. The transcript is spliced from 15 exons. The record is from RefSeq and is a predicted model, not a curated record. Gene Ontology annotation, biological process: peptide cross-linking. The coding region runs from base 18 to 2366 and encodes 782 amino acids. Lineage: Eukaryota; Metazoa; Mollusca; Bivalvia; Venerida; Veneridae.
ACAAUUAUACUACAACGAUGCCGAAAGAUUUUGCAGAAUCGUUAGAAGAUUUGUUCGAUGAUUUUUGCGCCUUAUUCUACAGUCCACCUAAGAAUAAAAAGGUCAAGAAACGAAAAGAAAAGUUGACUACUUUAAAGCCAAAGGAAGAAGACAACAACGAUCCAAAUAGAGCUUCCGAUGACGAUCUGCAGGAAGCGCUAAACGUGACGGAAAUAGAUCUUAAAAUACAAGAGAACACUGAAAAACACCAUACUGAUGCGUAUGCUUGUACCCAGGACUCCAAUGAAGAUGAGAAACCUGUAGACGAUGACGAUGAUGGACCGGAACUCGUUGUUAGACGAGGUCAGGCUUUCAACAUUGGUGUGACGUUUAAUAAGCCUUAUGACGUCAAAAGAGAUGACCUUCUCUUGGUUUUUAAAACAGGAAAAUAUGCUGACACGCACCCGGAGACUCACGGACGCAUGCAGCUUGACGAAACUGGAAAAGCAAAGCGUUGUUCUGACGGUUGGAGUUGCCACUUGAUUAAAAACGAGGACUGUACAUUGGACAUCGAAGUUCAUCCGCCUGCAACUAUCGCUAUUGGUGAAUGGUCGUUUUCUAUAAUCACAAAAACAAAAGGAAAGAGGAAGAGUUUGUGUUAUGAACACAAAGAUAACUUUUUCAUUCUGUUUAACCCAUGGUGUAAAGAUGACGCCGUCUAUAUGCCAGAUGAAAAAGAACGUAACGAGUAUGUGUUAAAUGACCACGGGGUUGUAUUCAGGGGUAACUCACUCCGCCCUCGAGGCAAGGACUGGAACUUUGGCCAGUUUGAGGACGGUAUCUUAGAAGCAGCACUGUUUGUCAUCAUGAAAUGUUUCAAGGAGAAGACUUUGUACAAAUUGAGUGAUCCAGUUAAAGUUGCCAGAGUUAUUGCUCAAGUUGUGAACUGCUGCGAUUCAGACAAAGGUAUACUUUGGGGACGCUGGGAUGGGAAAUAUGAUGAUGGGUGUAGCCCAUUAGACUGGUACGGUAGUGUACGGAUUAUACAAAAGUACAUGGAAACAGGGAAACCCGUGAAGUAUGGCCAGUGCUGGGUAUUCUCUGGAGUAACAACAACUGUUUGCCGAGCUAUUGGGAUCCCAGCAAGGAGUGUCACUAAUUAUAAAUCUGCCCACGAUACCGACAACAGUUGUACUAUUGACAAGUACUUCAAACAAAAUGACAAAGGAGUUUUAGAACCUGAUUCGGACAGCGACAAGGAUUCAGUAUGGAACUAUCAUGUUUGGAAUGAGGUCUGGAUGAAGCGGGAAGACAUCAAACUAACACAUGAUAACACAAGUGAUUAUGAUGGUUGGCAGGCAAUAGAUGCCACACCACAGGAAGCGAGCGACGGGAAGUACACUUGCGGGCCGUGCCCGGUAUACGCUAUCAAAACCGGACAAGUUAAGAUACCGUAUGACUGUGGUUUUAUCUUCUCCGAAGUGAAUGCUGAUAUUGUCCACUGGGAACCUGUACCCGAGGGCCAUAGAAAAUUUAAACUCAGGACUGACAAGGUAGGAAAGAGUAUAAGUACAAAAGCAAUCGGUGGUAUUUUUAGCAACAGGAAUGAUGUCACAGAUAAUUACAAAUACAAAGAAGGCAGCGAGGAAAACAGAAAAGCGGUGAUGCGUGCAGUAGUUGGUAGUGGAAACCGGAAGGACGUUUACGGUGAUGACGAUGAGAUUGAUGAUAUAGAAUUCAAACUACUUCACGAUCCGGAACCUUCUCUAGGCUCAGAUGUUGAUAUAGAGCUGAAAGCGUACAAUAAGAGCAAGAACACUAGAAAGAUAACCAGGGUGGUGAUAACCGUGUUCCCUCAAAGUUACACCGGUGCUUGUUCUAAAAAGGCGAUCAAAACAGAAGAGUUCACACAGGAUGUAAAACUUCGUCAAGGCCAGGAUCACGUGUUCAAGACUACACUGAAACUGUCGGACUACUUUGAAGAGAUCGACAGCGGACGUAGUAUUAACAUUCAGGCUUACGCCUUUGUCAAGGCCUCGAGAUCACGCCCUAUCCAAAACUGUGUAAAAUCUCACGACGUAGAAUUUAGUGCACCCGUACUCGAAGUUAAGAUGCCAAGCUGCGUUAAAAGAGGCGAUGAGUUCGAAGCCUGUGUAACCUUCAAAAACCCUUUGCAGGAGGAGCUGACCGACUGUAAGGCCGGCUAUGAAGGUCGUGGGUUCAAGCACGUGACCGGAGAACCGCAGGAUAACGUUCCGGUCAUGGGGAAAUUUGAGAAGAUUUACAAAUUGAAGACAAAAACAAAAGGCAAUAUUGCCCUUACAUUCAAGUUCACGUCCAAACAGCUUCAUUACAUAUCUGGAGCCGCCGAAGUGAAAGUUGAAUAAGCUUUCAAAAACAGAUUAAUGUAAAAUGUUAACUCAUUGAUUUAGUUGUCUGAAACCUUUGUAACGGUUUGUAAGCAAAAUUUUUGAGGUAGGAGUUAAUUCAAUUAACAAAAUAAAUGUUGUAAAUAAAACUUGUUUUUUUAAAAAGAAGAUUGUUUGAUAAAAUAAAGAUUUACAGUCUUAGUGUUGUUUGAUACCAUGUUGUUCUCAAGGAAAAUACACGUGUAAGUCUAUAUUAUAGUAAUUUUUUGCAAACUGUGACAACUUCUUGUGAUUUUUUAUAAACAUGAAAAACUAACUAUUUUUAAUAAUAAUUUUUCACUUUAAAUAAAACAAGGACUGUUGACCUAAAGAAGCUAAUGCGCAUGCGCUAGAACUUUGUAUUGUAUUCACGUGGGCAUGUGAUAAUCACAAACGCUGUCUACUCCGGAAGUGAUAAGGCUAGCCGUUGUCACCAGUUGAUACAGUGUGGCUUUCACAUGUUUACGUGACUGUUAUUUUUUAUUAUUAUAAAUGUAUUUGUCUCAUGUUUUUGUACAUGUGUUAUAAAAAUGCAAACUGAAAUAUAAAUUCAAUAAAACUUGAAACAGCUUGACCACACUCGGCACUGACACAUGACUUACUUCAAUUUUACAUCUUGAUAUCCGUUAUUUGAUUACUGACAGUUUAAAAAAAAUGAAGCUAAACUUGAGGUUUAAAAUUUGAGUAAGCAAAAAAAAAAACAGCAGCAACGUUGACAACGAUUACACUGCUUGUUUGAAUUGGAUUUAACUUUUUUAAUAAUCUAUUUAUAAUCCAUUUAUUUAUAUUUUUCUUACGUUAUUUUCUCACUUUCGUGUAUAUGUGGAUAAAAUAAAUACCACUCACAGUC